This is a messenger RNA of Nannochloropsis gaditana CCMP526, 389 nucleotides long. RefSeq lists its product as uncharacterized. The transcript is spliced from 2 exons. The annotation marks the transcript as partial. The record is from RefSeq and is a predicted model, not a curated record.
GCCUGCGUGACCCUGUUUGAAGAGGGAAUCUAUAUUGUAAGGGGUUCUCGGACGCUGGGGCCAUGGAGGAAGGAGGUGACGGACGCGGCGGGACCACCUGCAACAGAGAAGGCAAGCCACACAGCACCAGCCAGGACACCGGCAGCAACACUGAUCAAAAUAUAAGUAUUAGAAGCCGCGCAAGGACACGGAACGUAGCGCUGGGCGGACAGGGCAGCGAACAGCCUCAGGUCUUCCGAAAGAUGGUGUUGUGCAGCACGGGGUUUUCAGAGCGGGCGAAUAUCAGCUUUCGCGACCGGAUCGAGGCUCGAGGGGGCCGCUUUACCACCCUCUUUAGCGUGCAGGUGACGGCACUCAUUGCCCAGGUGGUGGGUACCGAGAAGUACAAG